UUAAUUGAGUGAUUCGAUUACCUGUGUUUGUUCGUUUUGACGUAUCUCGAAAUGCCUAACGCCAUUGGGAUCGAUCUUGGUACAACAUAUUCGUGUGUUGGUGUUUUCCAGCAUGGCAAAGUGGAGAUAAUUGCCAAUGAUCAGGGUAACAGAACGACACCGAGUUAUGUGGCGUUCACAGAUGCUGAGCGUUUAAUUGGUGAUGGAGCGAAGAACCAAGUGGCUAUUAAUCCAACAAAUACAGUGUUUGAUGCGAAGCGGCUAAUCGGUCGUCGUUUCGAUGAUCCAUCAGUUCAGAGUGAUAUGAAGCAUUGGCCAUUUGAGGUGGUUCAAGUCGGUGGUAAGCUGAAGAUUCGUGUUGAGUAUAAGGGUGAGAAAAAGUUGUUCUCCGCGGAGGAGAUUUCGUCGAUGGUGUUGACGAAAAUGAAGGAGGUUGCUGAAAGUUAUUUGGGCAGGACAGUAAGUGACGCGGUUAUAACAGUUCCUGCUUACUUCAAUGACAGUCAACGUCAAGCAACGAAAGAUGCAGGUGCUAUAGCUGGUCUUAAUGUGUUGAGAAUCAUUAAUGAGCCGACAGCUGCGGCAAUUGCCUAUGGUUUAGACAAGAAGGUUGGUGGUGAGCGUAAUGUGUUGAUAUUUGAUUUGGGUGGUGGUACAUUUGAUGUGUCCAUCUUGACAAUUGAGGAUGGUAUAUUCGAGGUGAAGUCUACUGCUGGUGAUACACACUUGGGAGGUGAAGAUUUUGACAAUCGUCUGGUGGAUCACUUUGUGAAAGAGUUCCAGAAGAAAUUUAGUAAAGACAUUCGUGACAAUAAGCGUGCAUUGCGUCGCCUGAGAACAGCAUGUGAACGUGCGAAACGUACAUUGAGUUCGAGCACCCAAACGAAUCUGGAGAUUGACUCGUUGUGUGAUGGUAUUGAUUUUUACACGUCGAUUACUCGUGCACGAUUUGAGGAGUUGAAUGCCGAUCUAUUCCGUGGUACAUUGGGUCCUGUUGAGAAGGCUUUGCGAGAUGCUAAGAUGGAUAAGGCCCAGAUUCACGAAAUAGUGUUGGUUGGUGGUUCCACUCGUAUCCCUAAGGUGCAGAAGCUGUUGCAGGACUUCUUCAACGGGAAGGAGUUGAAUAAAUCUAUUAAUCCGGAUGAAGCUGUGGCUUAUGGUGCAGCUGUGCAGGCAGCUAUUCUAAGUGGUGACAAGUGUGAGGCUGUGCAGGACUUGCUGUUGCUUGACGUGGCUCCAUUGUCACUGGGUCUUGAAACGGCUGGUGGUGUAAUGACGGCUCUGAUUAAGCGUAAUACGACAAUUCCGACGAAGCAGACUCAAACGUUCACGACGUACUCGGACAACCAGCCUGGUGUGCUUAUCCAGGUGUUUGAGGGUGAGCGUGCUCUGACGAAGGACAACAAUCUGCUUGGCAAGUUCGAACUCUCAGGUAUCCCACCUGCUCCUCGUGGUACUCCCCAGAUUGAGGUGACGUUUGAUAUAGACGCGAACGGUAUUCUGAACGUAUCUGCUGUUGACAAGGGUACAGGGAAGCAGAACAAGAUAACGAUUACAAAUGACAAGGGUCGUUUGACGAAGGAGGAGAUUGAACGAAUGGUAGCCGAUGCGGACAAGUACAAGGCUGAGGAUGAGAAGCAGAGAGAUCGUGUUUCUGCGAAGAACUCGCUUGAGAGUUAUGUGUACACAAUGAAACAGCAAGUGGAGGGUGAGCUUAAAGAAAAGAUAUCUGAAAGUGAUCGUCAAGUGAUAUUAAGUAAGUGUGAGGAUACAAUUGGUUGGUUGGACGUUAAUCAAUUGGCGGAGAAGCAUGAGUAUGAAAGUAAGCGGGAGGAGUUGGAGAAGGUCUGUGCGCCGAUAAUUACGAAGGUGUACCAGGCUGGUGGUAUGCCAGGAGGCAUGCAUGAAACAGGUGGUGCUGGUGGUGGAAGUGGUAAGGGACCAACGAUUGAGGAGGUCGACUAACCUGUAAUUGUUGUGAUUAAUUAUUUGGUACUUGAAUGAAUUUAGAUUUUAUCUGUAAUGAAUUUUGUCUUUUGAUUUUUAUUAGUUAUUGGUUGUUUGAUACAGGGUCAGGGUUUCGUUACUGGCGAGUAGUGAAUAUCGUUGUCUAAUGUCUGGUCGCUCAGUGUAGGAUAGUGAUCGCUCUCUAUCUCUUCCUGCCCUCUAUGUUACGGAAGGCUUGUUAAGUUGAGUGUUGCGAAUCCGUAUGUGUGCAACGUGGCGUUUGCACCUCAGGACUAUUGGUUGCGAUUUAGGUGGCAUGUCGUCUGUUCCUAGUUUAUUAGACCGGCGUAGUUGUGGAGCGUUGUUGCGUACGCGUCGAGAAGACCGAGUGAGUGGUUUGUGUGACUAGAUGUUCCGAUGGGGAUUUUGGUGUAGUUGGUGAGUGGAGUGAUAAAGUUAUUUUCGUCGAGUGUUGUUGAAGACAGGCGACUCGUACUUUUGGUCUGUAAGUGCAUUUGCUCGAGAACUUGACUAACGGCCCAGUUAAGUGAGAUGAUUUCUUGUGAGAUGGUAAGUGUUUAGUUGAUUAGUAUGAACGGUCUCCAAUUACUAGUUAGUUAUUUACUGCCUUGCUCAACAACAGACGAGUUGUAAAAUAAGUAGGGAUAACAACGCACGUGUUUCGCAUAGUAUUCUACAUUGGGAUAUGUAGGUUGGUGAAAUGUAAUCAGCGUUUACUUAAUUGUUGGAAGUGCCUAUGUUUCAUGGAGUCAAUUGACUGCAGUGCGUCGAAGAACGGAUGGUCGAUCAGUUGGGCAAUCGUAUGUAUGGAAGUGAAUUUAUUAUAAGCUAUGUCCAGUCAUCGAAGUUAUAAACCUUUUACUUUGUAAUUGGUAGGUAUGUGUUCAGACUUGUAGGUGGUGAUUAGACUGGUUGUAUUUGAAUUUCGUAAAACGAGGUGUGGGGUUGUUUGGAGAUGCGUAUAUGUAGCUGAAGUAGAAGUGGCAUUCGUGUACGCAACAACUGGAAGGGGUAAGAUGGUACAUGUGUAUAGAUGAGGAUGUUUGUAAGCUAGCAUAUUGGGCUGGCAUUUUUAUGCUGAUUUCAAUUCAGUCAACUAGUGCAAGAUGUGAAUGGUGCAGUCUCAUGUCUCAUUGACGCAACUAGGUGAGUUUCCAGUGAGUCAACGAAGCUUCCUGUGGGCAAGGCCAGACUUUCAGGAUGAGAUGAAUUCGUGUUUUUAAUUGAGCGCUUCCUGUGAACUAGAAUCAGCCUGGAAUUACAACAUUUAGUAUUAGAGAAUUCCACGUCGUGGAUUAUUUGCCGACUCUGGGACUGGUUGGAAAAAGCGGAGAGGUGGUCAGUGUAUGACAUGGUGUCGUGGUAUGAAAGAAAGCUGCAAAGGGCUGGCUUGUGUUAGUCCUUCACGACUCCCUGGUUGGGGUCCGAGAGAUGGUGCAACACAGUGGCUAGAGACGUUAUCAGAUAUGGCUCAGAAUAGAAGCCAGUGGCGAUCCUGCUGUAACCUUCUUUUACUUUCUUUGUAAAAAGUGGUUGUAUCUUCCUAAACUGAAAGAUUUCUUCUGAUUGUACCUUUCCGUUCCCCCAUUAUCACUAUUACUAUUAUUAUUGUUAUUAUUACUAUACUACCUUACACCAAUCUCUUCGUUAUUAUUCUCUUGUUUUUUACGCUCCCUACCGUUUUUCCCUUCUCUUUAAACUCUCAAUGUUUUGUGUGGCGAAUAUAUAUUUGGCGCACUCUUGUACCAAUAUUAUGUGUUCAAAUAAAUAAAUAAGCCACC
Messenger RNA from Schistosoma mattheei, 3749 nucleotides. NCBI's taxonomy places the organism in Eukaryota, Metazoa, Platyhelminthes, Trematoda, Strigeidida, Schistosomatidae. The record is from the annotation of a GenBank genome assembly.